Messenger RNA from Gadus morhua (Atlantic cod), 3355 nucleotides. RefSeq names its product nuclear transcription factor Y, gamma (gene nfyc). NCBI's taxonomy places the organism in Eukaryota, Metazoa, Chordata, Actinopteri, Gadiformes, Gadidae. Gene Ontology annotation, biological process: regulation of transcription by RNA polymerase II. The transcript has 11 exons. Gene Ontology annotation, cellular component: CCAAT-binding factor complex; nucleus. The coding region runs from base 1005 to 2054 and encodes 349 amino acids. The record is from RefSeq and is a predicted model, not a curated record. Gene Ontology annotation, molecular function: DNA-binding transcription activator activity, RNA polymerase II-specific; RNA polymerase II cis-regulatory region sequence-specific DNA binding; protein heterodimerization activity.
GCUACCCUUUCACACGCGCACACCCUCGGACGCUUUCCACAACUUUAUCUGCUCUUUGGUUCUCUAUUCUUUGCUGUUCUCUCUCUUCCUCUUUUCUUUUCCCUGACCCCUAUCCUGCGGCUCAAGGUAACUUAGAACAGGAAGUUGUCUCUCUGUGAAAGGGGGUUGGGCAGACGGGAGGUAGGAGGAGCUGGGAGGACGUGUCAGCCCUGAUGGGUCGGUGUGGCAGCCAAUGGGACACAAGGACCUUUCUGUGUCAUUGGUGGAGUGCGUCAGAGUGGGCCGGUUGCUGGGGCCCGAGGCGGGGUUUAGUUCCAUGUAGCAGGCUAGAUUGACUACUAUUCAAAGUUAAAGGGAAAGGAGGCUGAAGGAGAUUUUGUCCGGGACUCGGGAGUGGCGCUGUACUGAUUGCCUGCUGCUUUGCUGGCUUUAUAAUUUAUAAUCUCUCCUCUUGGCUUUCCUCUUAAAGCGGCCUUAACGCUGCAGGGGUCAUCUCACAGAGCAGUGUUAUGGGGAGGGGGGCACGCCAUAGAGGUAAAAGAGACAAGAAACAUACAACUUUGCUGUGGGACCAUCCGAGGACUCCAACAGGAGAGUGACGGCUGUGGGUUGACUGGGGAAAGGAGAGGGAAGGGAGGGCUGGGGGGGUCUAGUAGACAAGGCAAUGUGUAAAAAGAGAGUAAUAGAUACAAGGGGGGAGGGGUACCGAGGGAGGGGGAGACUGUGUGUCCAAGCUGGAGCGUAUUCUUUUUUUUUCUUCUUUUUUUUGGGAUGGCGUUGAGUGGAGCAAGAAUGCCUUUUGUGUAGUGCCGAGAGGCGGUGGGGGCUGCAGGAAGUGGAGGGGUCGGGAGAGAGUUUGUCAGCCCCUGAUUUUUCCUCCUCUCACUCUCCUCUCAAGGAGUCUUGUUCAGCUCUCUUGUUCCGCUCUGUCCGGUCCCCCGCCCCCCUCCACCCUGACACGGCAAAACCACUCGCCAUGAAGGACACACGGGGCAGAGUAGAGGAUGUCUGCCGAUGCGUUUGGAGCCGGGGGCACCGAUGCCCAGCAGACCCUGCAGUCCUUCUGGCCCCGUGUCAUGGAGGAGAUCCGCAACCUCACUGUGAAGGAUUUUCGCGUGCAGGAGUUGCCUCUCGCCCGCAUCAAAAAGAUCAUGAAGCUCGACGAAGACGUCAAGAUGAUCAGCGCUGAGGCUCCGGUGCUGUUCGCCAAGGCAGCCCAGAUCUUCAUCACGGAGCUCACUCUGAGAGCCUGGAUCCACACCGAGGACAACAAGAGACGCACCCUGCAGAGGAACGACAUCGCCAUGGCAAUAACAAAGUUUGACCAGUUUGACUUCCUGAUUGACAUUGUGCCCAGAGAUGACCUCAAGCCCCCCAAACGCCAGGAGGAGGUGCGUCAGUCGGUGGCCCCGGCGGAGCCCGUCCAGUACUACUUCACGCUGGCCCAGCAGCCGGGGACGGUGCAGGUGCAGCAGCAGCAGGGCCAGCAGGGCCAGGGCACCACCACGCUGCAGCCCGGGCAGAUCAUCAUCGCACAGCCGCAGCAGGGACAGUUGCUACAAGGUGCCACUAUGCAGCAAUUACAGCAGGUGCAGGUGCAGUCACAGGGCACACCCAUUACGAGUGGCCAGGUAGCCAUGCAGGUUGGUGAUGGCCAGCAGCUCCAGAUAGUGCAGGCAGCACCUGCCCAGAGCCAGGCAGGGCAGGGCCAGGGCCAGACCAUGCAGGUGAUGCAGCAGAUCAUCACCAACACCGGGGAGAUCCAGCAGAUCCCGGUGCAGCUCAACACAGGGCAACUGCAGUACAUCCGACUGGCCCAACCGAUGUCCGGGACACAGGUGGUGCAGGGACAGAUCCAGACGCUUGGUAACGCCCAGCAGAUCACACAGGAAGUACAGCAAGGCCAGCAAUUCAACCAGUUUACCGACGGACAGCAGUUGUAUCAGAUCCAGCAGGUGACGAUGCCCGCGGGACAGGAGCUCACGCAGCCCAUGUUCAUCCAGUCGACCAAUCAGAGCGCAGACGGACAGGUCACACAGGUCACCACCGAAUGAGCUCCACGUGCCUCCCUCCCCCGUUCACUGACACAGACACAGAGACAGACACACAGACACAGACAGACACAGACAGACACACCAGCUCACCAGAUUUCAGCAGUGGGAUUUGUCCCACUGCGUGACCCACUGGUAGUGCUCACUCAACCAUGGUUCUGAGCGCUGUGAUGGUUUUUGUACAUACCAGGACUGGAAGGCCACCCACCUCACUGAUUUAUUUUUUGUACAAAAAACUGAUCUUAAUAAAACAAAAAGGAACACCACCCCACCGGCAGUGUAAUGCAGUUUUACCAGUUCAACUAACACAUUAUUUAUAUACACACACGCACAUGCACACACAGUUCACCUCUCGUCCUCCUCUUGUCGUCAAUAUGAAAUCAAGUCAGUCAACAAGUUGGUGGUCCUGGUCACACCUGGAUCCCAGUAGACCAUCCUCUCCCUUGCUCCCCCCCCCACCCCGGCGCUCCGGCACGUGGGAGAUGGUCGGGGCCUUGAUUCCAGGAGCGCCUUGAGAUUUGACCCCAACCCUCUCCUGUCCCUCCUGGCCUUGUGUCUCAUCGUUCUGUGGGCUCCCUUGUAAAGAUGUAGUAGAGUUCUUCUGCUGCACCUACUGUAUUCCAGCCAUAAAGUAAUGUGUCUAAGAUUUAAUUAUUCGAUUCGAAGCCAUAUACGUCACAUUAGCUUGUUUGGAGUUGUGGAGGGGGCUUAAUGUUGACACCAGAACCCAGUAGAAGUCAAUGAUGAUGUUGAGUUAGUUUAUUAAGGUGUUUUUAGCAUGGAUUCUGGGGGAUGAAGAUGGGUCAUGAGGGUAUUUGUGCGUGCCCACGUCUGCACUAGCCCCUACCAAUGUUCAUCAGCUCUACUUUAUCAUGGUUUUCCAAUCGUCUCCAUCUCCCUCUCUCUCUACGUCCCUCCCUCAGUCUCCUGUGAAUCUGUCCUCUGCAUAACAGUGCUGUCCUAGGUCACUAUGCAGUCCCUUAUCUCCCCAUGCUCUUCAGUAGGGGGGAUUUGAAGUGCUAUUUUCAGUUUUUGUACGUUUCACAUACAAACCCAUGACUCUUUUGAAAGAAACGCCCCAUUUCCCUAUUUUUUAAACCGAACAGUUGUUUUCAAUACAUUCUUUCUCUAUAUUGUGUACAGUAAUGAUCAUUAUUAUCAAUGUUGUUAUUAUUUAGUUUUUUUUUGCAUGUAGUUUAAACUGCCAGCAUGAUAUGCAACAAAUAGGUACAAAUUUUAUUUUUGAUGUUCCUUUUUGUAAACAGACUGUUUGUGAGAAAAAUUUAAUAAAAACCUUAACGUGC